AUGGGCAUCGUCGCCGUCAAGAACCUGCUGGAGGAAGGAUUCGACGUGGUGGGAUUCGAGCGCAGCGGCUACACCGGUGGCUUGUGGCACUUUACCGAGGACGAGGACACGCUGAGCAUCAUUGAGUCGACUGCGGUGAACGUGUCGAUUGAUCGAGCAUCGUACACUGAUUUCCCCUUUCCUGUUGGAACCCCUACAUUCUGCACUGCGAAACAUGUGCAAGACUAUCUCGAGGCCUAUGUCCAACACUUCCAUCUCAGUCCCCAUUUCCGCCUUUCCACCAUCGUUGAGUCCAUCUCCUUGGAGCGAGACAGCGGGAGAUGGAGGCUGGAUCUUGAGGGACAGCCCAGCGAGUGGUUCGACAAGGUGGUUAUGGCUACGGGUCCUCAUAUCAAGCCCAUGAUGCCCGACAUCGAGGGCGCUGACCUGUUUAGUGGUCGACUCAUCCACUCGAAAGGGUUCAAGAAGCCAGAGGCUUUUGCUGGACAAAGAGUGGUCAUCGUCGGGCUAGGAAAUACGGGCAGCGACAUUGCAGACGCUCUUGUUGGCCACGCGUCAGACAUCUCAAUAUCGCAUCAUCACGGUGCAAUCAUCAUGCCCCGUCUUCUCGAUGGAGUGCCAGCCACAAGCCGCAUAUCCUAUCGGUUCAUCCAGCUGCAAGGCAUCAUCAACCGAUGGUUUCCCAAGCUCGCAGAGAUUGUAUACAACAGGGCCGCUCGCCAAAUCAUGAGAGAUGCUUUUGGAGAGGUCGACCCGGCUUGGGGCCUUGACCCAGCCCUCUCCGUCUUGGUCGCCAAUCCAGUAGUUUCCGAUACGCUCAUUGCAAACUUUCGGUCCAAGGCCAUAUCGUCCAUCACGGGCAUCCGAAGGUUCACAGGCGGACGGAGGAUAGAGCUGGCCUCUGGCGAGACCAUGGAGGCCGACGCAGUCAUCUGCUGCACGGGAUACAAGAACGACUUUGGCCUUCUUGAGAAGAAAUACGAUCCGUCUUCGACGCCCUCAGCUAGCUGGCUGGAAGCUCCAGGCUCGAAGAACAGGCCGUACCCCCGGCUGUAUCAAAACGUGUUUUCCAUGACUGCGCCGGAUUCUUUGGCUUUCUUGGGCUGUGCGUGGUUUGUCACGGGCGCAUUUUGCCUUGCUGAUAUAGCCAGCAUGUGCAUCGCGCAGGUCUGGUCCGGAAAAGCAUCGCUCCCGCCGCGGUCACAGAUGCAGCAGUGGGUUGACAACCAGGAGAAGAGGAUCUGCGCUCUUGCGCAGAGAGGAGCUGUGAUUCCAUCAGCGGUGCCUCCCAGUGAGUGGCUCUCAUGGGCGGAUAAAACCGCGGGCAUGGGAGUUGGUGAUCAUGUUGGCUGGGGCUGGAAGGCGUGGCUCUUUUGGUGGCGCGAGAGGACGCUUUGGAGGAUGGUCAUGGACGGCCCCUUCACCUCUGUCUUUUGGAGGUUGUUUCCCGGAAGGAGGAAGCGCUGGGACGGGGCGAGGGCGGAGAUAAUGAGGGUUAACCGGGAGGUUGAAGAGCGGAGGGCAAAGGCGAAGUUGGCAUAG
This is a messenger RNA of Trichoderma citrinoviride, 1542 nucleotides long. Its product is annotated as FAD/NAD(P)-binding domain-containing protein. Lineage: Eukaryota; Fungi; Ascomycota; Sordariomycetes; Hypocreales; Hypocreaceae. Gene Ontology annotation, molecular function: NADP binding; flavin adenine dinucleotide binding; N,N-dimethylaniline monooxygenase activity. The transcript has 6 exons. Bases 1 to 1542 code for a protein of 513 amino acids. The record is from RefSeq and is a predicted model, not a curated record.